Dictyostelium purpureum is the source of this 1170-nucleotide messenger RNA. RefSeq lists its product as uncharacterized. The coding region runs from base 1 to 1170 and encodes 389 amino acids. The record is from RefSeq and is a predicted model, not a curated record. Gene Ontology annotation, cellular component: cytoplasm. Gene Ontology annotation, molecular function: tubulin binding. NCBI's taxonomy places the organism in Eukaryota, Evosea, Eumycetozoa, Dictyosteliales, Dictyosteliaceae. Gene Ontology annotation, biological process: post-chaperonin tubulin folding pathway; tubulin complex assembly. The transcript has 4 exons.
AUGAACGUAAAUAAUAAUAAUAAUAAUAAAAAUAACCCUAAUAAUAAUAAUAAAGCACACGAUAAUGAUGUUGAUUUAAAUAGGAGUAAUAAUGAUGAUAAUUUUAAUAAUAAUAGCAUCAAAGAAAGUAAAUUGACAACUUUUAAAAAACAAUUUCAUGAAUUAGAACAGCAAAGAUUGCAAUCAAAAUUAGAAAAAAGAAAAAUUUCAAAUGAAGAGCAAAUUGAUCAAUCAAGCACCACAACAACAUCAGAAAUUUUACGUUUAAUCAACAAUAUGUCAAAUGAGAUUGAGGAACGUUUAAAUCAAAUACUCUCAGUUGACAAAGAAAAAAUUAAAAGUGAAUUUGAUUUAUUAGAAGAAAAGCUAUCCGACAUAAAUUCAAUAACAACUUUAAACUCCCAUAUAUUAACUCAAUAUGACAUAAAAUCAAUUUUAGAUAAUAUAGAAAAUUUAAAAAGACAAAUAGAAAAAUCAAAAGAAAAAAAUUUACCAAAACAAAAACUAUCCUUAACAAGAAAAAAACCAACAGCAAAUAAAGCAUCACCCACAAUUACCAAUGUUUCAUUAUCAAAUAAUAUAGAGGAUACAAAUACUCCAAUAACCAACCCAGAUAAAGAACCAAUAUUUAGUUCAAGUUUAAUUUCAGGAUUUAAUAAUGAAACUCUACACUAUCCACCAAAAGAAAACAAUAUUAAUAAUAAUGAAAAUAGUAUAAACGAUUUAUUAAUUUCAAAUUUAAAUAAUUGUAAAAUUUAUUUGGAUAUGAAAUUUUUAACAGCCCUAAAAAUAAAUAAUUUAAAUAACUGCACAAUAAUAGGGUACUCGCCUAUUGAUGGUUCAAUUUUUAUAGACAGUUGUAAAGAAUCAACAUUUGUAUUAGUAUCAAGACAAUUAAGAAUUCAUUAUUGUUUAAACUGUCAAUUUAAUAUUUUUGUAAAAAGUAAUCCAAUUAUCGAAGGUUGUAAAGAAAUGAAGUUUUCAUCUUUUAACUCAUAUUUCAAACAACAAGAAUCUGAAGGAAAUAAUCAACAAAUUGAUUAUUCAAGAUUCUCAAACUAUUCUUUUGAUUUAGAAAAUAAUAAUAUAGAUACCGACAAAUGGAAGAUGGUGAAUGAUUUUGAUUGGUUACAAUCAAGACCAUCACCAAAUUGGUCAAUUUUAAAUUAA